Messenger RNA from Panicum virgatum (switchgrass), 1256 nucleotides. RefSeq names its product protein NONRESPONDING TO OXYLIPINS 2, mitochondrial-like. The record is from RefSeq and is a predicted model, not a curated record. The coding region runs from base 49 to 321 and encodes 90 amino acids. Lineage: Eukaryota; Viridiplantae; Streptophyta; Magnoliopsida; Poales; Poaceae. The transcript is spliced from 3 exons.
AAGCAUUUACCCUGUUCUCCUCGUCACCGUUCUCCAUCGCUAGAAUCCAUGGCAUCCUUGUGCCGCGCCGCCGCCGCCGCCGCCAUCGUGAGGUCAGGGGCGCUCCGGUCGAGAUCCCCAGCGGAGAGGCUGUUCCAGGCGGCGAGGUCUCCUCUCGCGGCACCGCGCAUCCGCAGGCCCGUCGUGGCGGCGGCGCUGGCGAGCCUCGAGUCGCUCAUGCCGCUGCACAGCGCGGUGGCGGCCGCGCGGCUGCGGUCCUGCAUCGCCGCCGACUCGGCAUGCUGGAGCUGCCUCUCCCAAGGUUUGAUCAAGCGCAUCUGAUCAUGGCUAGGGACGCAACGUGAAAGAGAAUGGCUCACAUGCUACUAUGUCGUGAAAUAUUUUUCAAUAUCUCCCCCUUCUUCUGUAAGGAGUAGCCCAUGAGAGCGUGUCUUAGAUAAUUUUCUUAACGGAAAUUGUAGCAGAAAAAAGAACUGCAUACCUCCAUGGGAACUUUUGGCUUCUGUUUAAGUUUGGCUUUAUCAUUAUGCAGUAACAGAGCACUCUGAUCAUUUUGGUGAUUGUGGAAGGGUAAUUUUCUUUUUCUUUUUUUUUUGGAACUGGCAAGCGCAUUGAUGUCUGUGUAACAAUAUAUGUAGUUGGGAGAUUAUGCAAGGUACCAAACAUAAUUAUCGGAUCAUGAACUGAGACCCAUUUUGCAUUCGAAGAAUUGGAAUGCCAGAACCGAAACCAUGAAAUAUGCUGUGGGGUAGAGAUCAUUUUCUGUUUUCUUUGAGUUGUAGCUUGUUAUCUCUAGACUCAGCUUGUUUGGUGACCAUACCAAAGUGCUUAGGUGUAUUGACGUUUAUGUUGCUUUCUCAUCGCUACCAGAAUAUCAGAUACUAAAUUUUCUACUUCACACAUUGUUUGGCAUUUAAUUAUGAGCUCUUAUUUAACAGUAGAAGAUCUUUUUUUAGUCCUGUGAUUUCCUUUGAUGUUCUGAUUUUCACGGAAGUCCUACUUGUUUGCACCUUUUCUGAUGGACCUCUGUUGUUUUGUUUCGAAACGAUGCACUAGACUUUGCUCUCCCACGGUAAUGAAGGCUGAAGAAGGUGACCAUUCCAGACAGCAUUGACGACCUCUUAUCCAUCUAGUAUCUUUUUGCUGUACCAUUGCUGGACCAAAUGAGAGUCCAUUACUGGUGAGAAUCAUAGAAAAUGUAUCUGGAAGUACAUUGGUUUCACUUGUUGUUUCUGUUAUUGACGUGCUUUUGGUGA